Messenger RNA from Rattus norvegicus (Norway rat), 1202 nucleotides. It is a transcript of the gene Ucn3, whose product is annotated as urocortin 3. Gene Ontology annotation, cellular component: extracellular region. Gene Ontology annotation, biological process: general adaptation syndrome; aggressive behavior; response to stress. The record is from RefSeq and is a predicted model, not a curated record. Gene Ontology annotation, molecular function: corticotropin-releasing hormone receptor 2 binding; neuropeptide hormone activity; hormone activity. NCBI's taxonomy places the organism in Eukaryota, Metazoa, Chordata, Mammalia, Rodentia, Muridae.
AUUUUAAAUGAAAUCUCAUCCUAAAGUAGACACUACGUCUGGAAUUACGAUCCACCCUGUGAUCUGUCACUUUUACAUACAUGCACAGGGGAGUGGAGCGGUUUCCAUAGAGAGGAACUACCACAGCUCACUACGAACAAUACCAGAGAAGACGAAGCUGCGACCCCGAACGGCCAGGAGUUCAGAGGACCUGCGGGGAGCAGCCCUCCGGGCCCAGAAGCUGUGCCCCUCGACCUGAGCACUUCCACCCUAGAGCAAAGUCCUCUUACAGUACAGGGAGCGAUGCUGAUGCCCACUUACUUCCUGCUGCUUCUGCUGCUGCUCCUAGGGGGCCCAAGGACAAGCCUCUCCCACAAGUUCUACAACGCAGGACCAGUCUUCAGCUGCCUCAACACAGCCCUGUCUGAGGUCAAGAAGAACAAGCUGGAGGAUGUGCCGGUGCUGAGCAAGAAGAACUUUGGCUACCUGCCCACACAAGACCCUUCGGGAGAAGAAGAGGAUGAACAAAAACACAUCAAGAACAAAAGAACUUUCUCAGACGCUGUGGGUGGGAAUGGAGGUAGAAGCAUCCGGUACAGAUACCAAUCCCAAGCACAGCCCAAAGGAAAGCUGUACCCGGACAAGGUCAAAAACGACCGGGGCACCAAGUUCACUCUGUCCCUCGACGUUCCCACUAACAUCAUGAACAUCCUCUUCAACAUUGACAAGGCCAAGAAUUUGCGAGCCAAGGCAGCGGCCAAUGCUCAACUCAUGGCACAGAUUGGGAAAAAGAAAUAAAGCAAAGGCCAGGCAGGAGGGCGCCCCAUCGAGACAAGAGCCCCAGAAUAAAGGGGAGGGAAACUGAGGACGUGCCCUCGAAUUGCAAAGGACGGAUGGUCCGUUUUCACAGGCUACUCCACUGCUGUACCCCUCUGACCCUCUCCUGCUUCCAGCCUGUGCCCACAAUGGAGGUUAACGUCUCUCCCCAUAUCUUGUGUUUGCUUUCUAGUUCCCUGUGGCAACAGACAAGUUCACACAGUGCCCCUCCUUUCCAAGUUCCUCCCUGAUGUCCCAUGUCUGAAGAGAGAGCUCUCGGGCUCCCUCUUUGUUCUAUGUUGGUCUGAGCCUCGGCAGAGACACGGAGAAGCACAGCUCACCCUCUUGCUACCAAGUACCUCCCCUACUUCCUCAUCCGGAUUAAAGUCAGUGGCUUCUUGAACUUG